Molecule: messenger RNA, 1920 nt
Organism: Orbicella faveolata
Lineage: Eukaryota; Metazoa; Cnidaria; Anthozoa; Scleractinia; Merulinidae
Product: spermatogenesis-associated protein 6-like
Biological process (GO): spermatogenesis
Cellular component (GO): sperm head-tail coupling apparatus
Molecular function (GO): myosin light chain binding
Source: RefSeq, a predicted model, not a curated record
CAAAAGGAGAGAAGAAAGAGAAAACUGGCCAAAGAACAAGAAGCUGCAGAGGCUGCUUCACCGCCAAAAAGAUCCAAGGCGGGAAGGACCAUUAAAGUCCCUCGACGGUUCCUCAAAGGACCCGAGGGACGUCAACAGUAAGGCCCCAUACUAGGGGCUCACUGGGGGGGAGGGAUCAAUAUUGCCGGAAAAGUUGGACAGGAGAAAAUUGGUAAGUGUGAUGUAUUACCGUGAGCUAUAUUAGGGAAUUUUAGUGAACUAUCGCCUUCAAAGAAAAGGUUAAUUUAAAGUCUUUUUAGGAUCACUUGGUCGCUCAAUUUCUAUUGACGAGGAUACCAUCAGCAGUCGGUCAGCGGAGGUCUCCAUAAGUUUUAGCAGCAGGCCUGGUUACCACUCGCAUUUUGGCGUCCUUGGCAGCAAAGCAGUAGUUGUUUAAUCUUUCUGAAGUUUGUGUAGCUCCUCUGUUAGUUUCUGCACCUUUUAGUCCUCUAACAUGCCACGAAAAGCACUUACUUGCACUGUAGAAUUAGAUAUAUAUCAGAUAACCUGUCCAGGGACACGGCAUUUAAACGACAGAAAUAUGCUUUUUCUGUCGGUUUGUAUUUUGGGACAGACGAAGCGAACCAAAUCAGUGUUCGCUUCUUUUCCUCUUGCUUUGAACGAAAGGAUGUUCUUUGAAAGGACUUUUGUGAAUGCAAGGGAACCUACGCAUGUUAUAGGUAUUCUAGAAGAUGAGCAUGUGUUAUUUGAGCUUGUACAGUAUUCUGAUGUUUACAGGGGUGGAAAAGUUUUAGCUCGUUAUGAGCAAUCAGCUAGAGAAUUUCUUUAUCCCACACCAACCCUGACAGGCAAAGAUGGUAUGGACAGGGAAGUGUUGCUGAGCCGGACAGUGCACUUCACUGGAAUUGAUCCAAAGUUAGAAUUCUCCUCAAAUUCUACAAUCCAAGAGACAACUGUUCCUGGAACUUAUGCCGAGCUCACCAGCGUUCAGCACAAUGAAGAUUCCGAGUCUGAUUCUGAGACUGAGAGCAGCACAGAGACUGAAGAAGAACUUGUUUUAACCCCUGCUCCAAGGCACCAUAACCACAGUCUGCACGCUAAGGAGUAUCACUGCAUAUGUGAAUGUCCUCGGAGACCAGAAAAUUCUGGGAGAGUAACAUUAAGAUCAAGGUCACUAUCCCCAUCACGCCGACCAAAGUCAGCCACACCUUCUGUCAGACCUCCAUUUAAGGCUGGGAAGGCAGAUGAGAGGAUCAUCUCUCGACGGGAGUUUUUAAACCAAGGGCGAUCAAGAACAAGGAGCAGAGCAAUUCCUCCCGAGGGAGACCCUGCACCCUGCCCGGAAUGCAGAGUUCCUCAUAAGGACUGUGUUGUCUGCCAAGCAUACCUUAAAGUCUACGGCAGAGAUUUUCUGAAGCAUCGCUUUGGUCAUGUACCACACAGGAGAACAACCUCAACCCCGGCGUACACGUCUUUUGCAUCUGAGCCACCUAGAGUCAGAGCUCGUCUACCCGAUGACGACCUGCUGAAUGAGUCAAGGGCUUAUAGUGAACCUAUUCCAAGAAGCAGGAUACUAUUUCCACGUGAACCCAGUGGAUAUGGUUCCUACCUUGCACCUUCCAGCCAAGAGAUUCAAGAUCGCGUAGACAGAUUAGUGAGGAGGCAUUCUCCUGUUCCUGCGUACAGCUCCAGAAGCUUUGUAGAAAUGUCAGAUUCUGAGGAUGAUGACAAUGAUAGUUUGCUUUCUUUGCAGGAAUUGAGCCUCCGAGGUUAUUGACAUCCAAGUUAGAUGGAAAUUCAUUGCUCUUCUGUGUUAAGUGUCACCGUGCCUCUAUCGAAUGACUCAUUCUGGUCCAGUCAGAAAUCUCAGUUUACAGGCCGUUCACACCGAGACGAGUUUGAAGUUUCGUUACAAGAGAU